Chaetomium globosum CBS 148.51 is the source of this 1437-nucleotide messenger RNA. RefSeq lists its product as uncharacterized. Bases 1 to 1437 code for a protein of 478 amino acids. Gene Ontology annotation, molecular function: monooxygenase activity; iron ion binding; heme binding. Lineage: Eukaryota; Fungi; Ascomycota; Sordariomycetes; Sordariales; Chaetomiaceae. The record is from RefSeq and is a predicted model, not a curated record. The transcript has 6 exons.
AUGGUACUGAGCAUACUUAUCUUGCUCGGUGGCUUAGUAACCGCCUUUGUGCUACAUGCUAUUUGGCAAUGGCGACGCCUAUCCCACGUCCCGGGCCCUUUCAUCGCCGGCUUCUCCAAACUCUGGGUCUUUUGGGAAGCCAUCCAACUUCGGCUACCGGCAGCAUACGAGGAGGUGGGCAAGCAAUAUGGGUCACUCGUGCGCGUCGGCCCCAACGAGUUGCUCACUGAUGACCCCGAUAUCCUGCGAAAGAUGAUGGCACCCCGGUCUCCGUACACUCGAGGGCCCUGGUACGAGGCAUUUCGAGUUGACCCGAGCAGAGACAAUGUGUUGACCUUGAGGGACGAUCACGCUCAUAACGCGCUUCGCGCGAAGAUACUUCCAGGGUACUCUGGGAAGGAAAAUCUGUCCAUGGAGGGCAGCAUAGAAACCCAAAUUGCAAGACUCAUCGAACUCAUCGAGACGAAGUACUUGUCAACAAAACACGAGUAUCGGCCAAUGGAUUGGGGUGUGAAGGCGCAGUACUUCACUCUGGACGUUAUCGGGGACCUCGCGUGGGGCCAGCCAAUGGGGUUCCUCGAGCAGGAUGCCGACGUCUUUGAUUAUAUCAAGAUCGCCAUGACCUCCAUCCCCGCGAUGAUGGUGGUUUCAACCUACCCUUUGUUGGCGAAGCUUCUUCAGUCACGCUUUUUUCGCACGCUUCUGCCGAAAGAAACUGACAAGAUCGGAUUCGGCGCUUUGAUCGGGAUCGCGAACAGCGUGACUGCCGCGCGUUUCAAGCCCGAUGCUCCUGACCACCACGAUAUGCUCGGAUCCUUUAUUCGUCAUGGUCUGAACGAGGAAGCGGCCGCCGCAGAAACGUUGGUCCAGAUCAUUGCCGGAAGCGAUACCUCAGCCUCGACUAUCCGGGCCGUUACGUUGUAUAUCCUGAGCAAUCCACGUGUGUACCAGAAGCUGCAAGCUGAAAUCGACGAGGCCAUUGCUCUGGCGAAGAUAUCAUCACCCAUUAAGGACGCCGAAGGCCGGCAACUACCUUACCUCCAGGCGGUCAUCAAGGAAGGUCUGCGGAUGAUGCCCCCCGCUUCUGGCGUCUUCUUCAAAGAGGUGCCUCCCGGGGGAGAUACAAUAGACGGGAAGUUCAUUCCGGGCGGCACGCAGGUUGGUUCUAACAUCAUGGCGAUCCACCGCUCUAAAAGGAUCUACGGCCAGGACGCUGAGAUUUACCGCCCGGAACGAUGGCUGGAGGCCGAAGGGGAACAGCUCGCCCGUAUGAACAAUACAGUGGACUUGAUCUUUCACUCUGGAAGGUUCCAGUGUCCUGGGAAAGGUGUGGCCUGGAUGGAAUUCAACAAAAUUUUCGUCGAGGGUGUUUGGAUAAUUGAGGACUUCUGGGUGCGCGUCUCUCGCAGGAACGAAGAGCGGUCAGGCUGCAUGUAG